CCCAGGUGCAAACAAAGAACGCCCCGCGUCGCUGUCCGCGGGGCAGGGCUAGCUUCGGCACCGCCCUUCGUGGGGCUGGGCCGGUUGCAGAGUGACGUCACGGGCCCCCGGAGAGGGCGGGGUGCGCGGGGCGCCGCCGCGGGCCGGAGCAUGGCAGGCGGCGUCGGUCGCGGGCAGCGGGAGCACGGGACGGCGGCGCGGACGCAGAACGAGCGGGGGGCACGGGGAAGACUCGCUCUGUGAUGGGCGGAGGACGCCGAGCCGACGCUCCCGGAAGCGAUCGCACGGGCAGGCGGUGUAGGCCGGGCCCGGGCGGCAGCGGUGGGGCCCCCGGCCGACACGACAGGAGGCGGCGCGGGAGGCUUGACCGUGACUGCGGGGCGCACGGAGGAGGCGGGGGUGCAGCCCCGCCGUGCCCCGCGACCGCAGAGCGAAGACAGUCCUAGUCCCAAGCGACAACGCCUUUCCCAUUCAGUCUUUGACUAUUCAGCAGCAUCACCAGCCCCAUCACCGCCAAUGCGACCAUGGGAGAUGACAUCAAAUAGGCAGCCUCCUUUGGCUCGACCCAACCAACACCACUUCUCAGGGGAACGAUGCAACACACCUGCACGAAACAGGAGGAGUCCUCCUGUUCGACGUCAGAGAACAAGGAGAGAUCGUUUGUCUAGACAUAAUUCCAUUAGCCAGGACGAAAACUAUCACCAUCUCUCCUAUGGACAGCAGCAAGCAAUAGAAGAGCCCCGAGCCUUUCACCCACCGAAUGUAUCUCCUCGUAUGUUGCACCCAGCUGCUCACCCACCACAGCAGAAUGCAGUGAUGGUUGACAUUCAUGAUCAGAUCCAUCAGGGCACAGUUCCUGUCUCAUACACAGUGACAACAGUGGCUCCACAUGGGAUACCACUUUGCACAGGCCAGCACAUCCCAGCCUGCAGCACGCAGCAGGUCCCAGGGUGCUCAGUGGUUUUCAGUGGGCAGCACCUUCCAGUAUGCAGUGUGCCUCCCCCAAUGCUUCAAGCGUGCUCAGUCCAGCACCUACCUGUACCAUAUGCAGCAUUUCCACCCCUCAUUUCUAGUGACCCAUUCCUUUUGCAUCCUCCUCAUCUCUCUCCACACCACCCUCCUCACUUGCCUCCUCCAGGACAAUUCGUUCCUUUCCAAGCACAGCAGUCACGGUCGCCACUUCAAAGGAUAGAAAAUGAAGUAGAACUGCUUGGAGAACAUCUUCCUGUAGGAGGUUUUACAUACCCUCCCUCAGCCCAUCCACCAACAUUGCCUCCCUCAGCUCCUCUACAGUUCUUAACCCAUGAUCCUUUACACCAGGAGGUGUCAUUUGGUGUACCUUACCCACCUUUUAUGCCUCGAAGACUCACAGGGCGCAGCAGAUACCGAUCACAGCAGCCAAUACCACCACACCCUUACCAUCCCAGCCUAUUACCUUAUGUGCUAUCAAUGCUCCCAGUGCCACCUACAGUUGGACCAGCUUUCAGCUUUGAGUUGGAUGUGGAAGAUGGAGAGGUAGAAAACUAUGAGGCACUGCUGAAUUUGGCAGAACGUCUGGGAGAGGCCAAACCACGAGGAUUGACAAAGGCAGACAUUGAACAGCUCCCAUCCUACAGGUUCAAUCCAAACAACCACCAGUCAGAACAGACAUUGUGUGUGGUGUGCAUGUGUGAUUUUGAGUCAAGGCAGCUACUUAGAGUCUUACCCUGUAACCAUGAGUUCCAUGCCAAGUGUGUCGAUAAAUGGCUGAAGGCAAAUCGUACCUGCCCAAUUUGUAGAGCUGAUGCUUCGGAAGUGCAUCGUGAUUCAGAAUGACCAACCUUAAGAGCACAAAUCUGGUUUGGGUGUUCCUGGUCACAUGUAUAUAUGAACUAUUUAUUGAACUUACCCAUGUGGCUUCCAGCCUACCCUUUACACGAAAGGGUCAAUGGACCUUACUUUGCACUGUGUGACUUAAUCAAUUACAAAGCUUAUAACUAGUCUUCACAGUUAUGGGAUUGUUAUACUAACAGUGUGAAUGGAACUCCAAAGAUAUUUUUUUUUUUUGCUUAAUUUUGUGUGUGCACUAACAUUCCCUGGUUUUUGUGUGAUCAUUCCGAGUGUUGCUGCAAGAUUACUGUGGAUGUGAUCUUUUAGCAUGUGCUUUUAUAUAAAAGAAAAAGGAGGGGAAAAAAAAGUGGUAGCUCCAAACAAUAUAGCAAUCUACCUUAUAUAGAGCCUUCAGAUACUGUGAGUGGGAAUGAAUGGUGUGAAUGUGUUUGCUUGUGAGAGGGUGUGUGAAGUGUGCUUGUGAGUGAGUGUGCAUGUGUGUUUGAGAACCUAUAUACCAGCAUGUACUGAGAACGUGUGUGUGUAGUAAUAAUUAUGCUGCAAUGUAUAAUCUUGUGUGUUAUUUAAACAGUACUAGUACUGUACACUGGUUCCUUUCCUUGUGUUUGCAGUUGCACACUGAAUGCAAUGGGUGCAGCAAUUACAGAUGUUUAGUAUUUCCUCCCCAAUGUACUAACAGGUAUAAAGACCUUUCUACCUACUAUUUAAGCAGCUGUUAUGCUUCCCCUUCAUUGGAGGCUUUAAAUGUGUACCACUAAAGAGUGCAUUGAUUGUUCAUACAUGAGUAACCUUGGGGUUUUUAGCAUAUGUUAUAAAGUCUCGGUUUUUAAAUGGCUGAUUUACAAGUUAUUUUAUUAAUGUAAAGUUGCAAUAUCGCACAAAUCAUUUAGCAAUAUUAACAUUUUCAGUUGCUAAUAUGAAUGUCAAUGCUUUCUGUUCUCCUUUUAAAUUUUUCUAGCUGGGUUUGCCAGUUACGUGCUUCUUCCAUGAAAGGAAGCAGGAAGGACACUGAGGGUCUUGUGCAACAUCUCUUCACUUUUGACCAUUGUACUUGCUUAAGAACAUAAUCUUUUAGCUGAUAAACACUGGCUUUAAUCACAUACAUUCUUUGUCAUUUACAAGGGAGUUUGUAUACAACUAAAAUAACUUGUAAAAUAUUACAAUUUUAUUCCUGCAACUUCAUGAAUAAAAUAAAAUUUUUAGCAUUUUCUCAGAGAAGUAGAACUUUUGAUUUCUUUAAUUGUAUCACAGGAGAAAGGUGGUUUUUGAUCACCAACUGUAGAAUUCAGUUGCCCUGAUGCUGCUUCUUGCCCUUUCUUAUUUCAUGAUGACUGUAAUAUGAAGAAGGAACUCCCUUGCUUUUUGCAAUCAAGCUCCCAGUGCGCUCCACUAAGGAGAAAACUGGAACGCCUUCCAGGACAGUGCUGUGAAAUCGGAGGUGAUAAACCGGUAUUCAAGUGCUCUGAAUAAUGUUUUAUUUGGGCUAUUGAAAAAAAAAAAAGUUUCAUUUAUAACAUUCAGACUGUUAGCAUCUUCGAUAUGUUCUAGCAAAAUAUCUAGGUCUACGUAUACCAUAGUUAUUCAAAGGAUGCACUUUUGCAACAAAAUUCUGCUCCUAAAUUCAGUGUCGUUACUUUGGUUGCAGCAGCACGAGUGGCACAAUUAGCAAUAUUGCUGCAACUUGCUGCCAGUCUCAGCUUUAAGUUUACUUUUUAUAAUUUCUGAUGCUUUUGUAUGCUGCUGUGCUUCAGUAUCAGUUAAAAUUUCAAACAGUGUUAGAUGUUCUCCAUGCUGAUUUCUCUCUUUGAAGAUUCUACAGACCAGUCACAGCUCUUGGUACAGAUAAAAUAAAAGCACAAUUUUGCCCUAUUUCAGAUGCUCUUCCCUCUGUUCAGUUACACAGGUAGCUCUCAAAAAGAGUGAGUCUUUCCAUACCUAUCCAUACUUAAGAUCACUAAAUAAAUAAAAAUGCUGUUACAUCAACAUCAGAAUAUUGGAAUUUUUCCUCUCUUCCAGUGGAGUUAAAGAAUAGGCUUUUCACAAUAACACCUAUUUUUUUAACAAAUAAAAUAAUGUUAUUUAAAAAGCAUAUGCCAUAUAUGUCUUAGAAAACUUAGGCUCUUUUAUAUAGCUGCAGAAGAAAAAAUUAUGUUUGUACAGAUUUAAACAUAACCAACACUACUGUGCUCAGUAUUCAGUUUGAAGCAUGGAAAGAGGCCACACUUUCUAAGCUAGAUGCAAAUGAACAAGGCACUCUUCUGAAGCCAAGGGAAAGUAGUCGACUGUCUUUCUGGAAUUGGAGAAAUCUUGAUGAGUAAUGUCCCUUUUUCCCCAGUAAAACUCUGUGAGGCAGUGGGAGGUCUAGGAGAUGGAGGGUCUAAGCUGUUUGUUGCACUGUUUUGGCUCAUCUCUUCUGGAAUGGUUCUUCCGUUUGCAUGGGACUCUUGCAGAUGUAUGUGGACUUGCUUCCUGUGGUUAGUGUGUGUAAACAGCACACAUGCGUGUGUUCUGAAUCAGCUCAGACAAGCUACAACCAAGUCCUUUCUGUUGUGGCUGUCAAGGGAGGGGGAUUCAUGUUCAGCUGUUAACUGCCAUGUGUUAUGCACAUUUGUGUAUAAUUCUGCAGCCUGCCAUGGUGCCUGGCAGCACCUGAAUUCAGCAAGACUUUUUUUAUAUUCCUUGCCUUUCUGCCAUCACCUGGCUCAUUCUUCUCAAAAAAAAAAAACAAAAACAAAAA
Molecule: messenger RNA, 4567 nt
Organism: Phalacrocorax carbo (great cormorant)
Lineage: Eukaryota; Metazoa; Chordata; Aves; Suliformes; Phalacrocoracidae
Source: RefSeq, a predicted model, not a curated record